CGAGGAUGUGGAAUCUCCUUCAAGACACCGACUCCUCCGUUAACGCUUGGCGCCGCCCGAGCAGGCUCUGCGCUGGGGCGCUGGUGCUGGCCGGCGGCCUGUUUGGCCUCGGCUUCCUCUUCGGGUGGUUUAUAAAAUCCUCCAAUGAAUCUAUCAUUGUUCCACAGCAAAAUAUGAAAAAGGUAUUUUUGGAUGAAUUGAAAGCUGGGAACAUCAAGAAGUUCUUAUUUAAUUUUACACAGAUACCACAUUUAGCAGGAACGGAACAAAACUUCCAGCUUGCAAAGCAAAUUCAAUCCGAAUGGAAAGAAUUUGGCCUGGAUUCUGUUGAGUUAGCCCAUUACGAUGUCCUGUUGUCCUAUCCCAAUAAGACUAAUCCCAACUACAUCUCAAUAAUUGAUGAAGAUGGAAAUGAGCUUUUCAACACAUCAUUAUUUGAACCACCUCCUCCUGGAUAUGAAAAUAUUUCAGAUGUUGUGCCACCUUUCAGUGCUUUCUCUCCACAAGGAAUGCCAGAGGGUGAUCUAGUGUAUGUUAAUUAUGCACGAGCUAAAGACUUCUUUAAACUGGAGCAGGACAUGAAAAUCAAUUGCUCUGGGAAGAUUGUCAUCGCCAGAUAUGGGAAAAUUUUCAGAGGAAAUAAGGUUAAAAAUGCCCAGCAAGCCGGUGCCAAAGGAGUCAUCCUGUACUCAGACCCAGCUGACUAUUUUGUUCCCGGGGUUAAGUCCUAUCCAAAUGGUUGGAAUCUUCCUGGAGGUGGUGUCCAGCGUGGAAAUGUCUUAAAUCUUAAUGGUGCAGGAGACCCUCUCACACCAGGUUAUCCAGCAAAUGAAUAUGCUUAUAGACGUGAAAUUGCAGAGGCUGUUGGUCUUCCGAGUAUUCCUGUCCACCCAAUUGGAUACUAUGAUGCACAGAAGUUCCUAGAAAAAAUGGGUGGAACAGCACCACCAGAUAACAGCUGGAAAGGAGGUCUCAAAGUGCCCUACAAUGUUGGACCUGGCUUUAUUGGAGACUUUUCUACGCAAAAAGUCAAGAUGCAUAUCCAGUCAAACAGUGAAGUGACAAGGAUUUACAAUGUGAUUGGAACUCUCAGAGGAGCAGUGGAACCAGACAGAUAUGUCAUUCUUGGAGGUCACCGUGACUCUUGGGUUUUUGGUGGCAUUGACCCUCAGAGUGGAGCAGCUGUUGUUCAUGAAAUUGUGAGGAGUUUUGGAGAGCUGAAAAAGAAAGGAUGGAGACCGAGAAGAACAAUUAUGUUUGCAAGCUGGGAUGCUGAAGAAUUUGGUCUCCUUGGUUCUACUGAGUGGGCAGAGGAUAAUUCUAGACUCCUUCAAGAACGUGGCGUGGCCUAUAUUAAUUCUGAUUCUUCGAUAGAAGGAAACUACACUCUGCGAGUUGACUGUACACCACUGAUGUUCAACUUGGUAUACAACCUAGCAAAAGAGCUGAAAAGCCCUGAUGAAGGCUUUGAAGGCAAAUCUCUUUAUGAGAGCUGGAAAGAAAAAAGUCCUUCGCCUGACUUCAGUGGCAUGCCCAGGAUUAGCAAAUUGGGAUCUGGUAAUGAUUUUGAAGUUUUCUUCCAAAGACUUGGCAUUGCUUCAGGCCGAACACGUUACACUAAAAAUUGGACAACAAGCAAAUUCAGUAACUAUCCACUGUAUCACAGUGUCUACGAAACAUAUGAAUUGGUGGAGAAAUUUUAUGAUCCAACAUUUAAAUAUCACCUCACUGUGGCCCAGGUUCGAGGCGGGAUAGUGUUUGAACUAGCCAACUCCAUGGUGCUCCCAUUUGACUGUCGAAAGUAUGCUGUAGUUUUACGAAAUUAUGCUGACAAGAUCUACAAUAUUUCAAUGAAACAUUCACAAGAAAUGAAAACAUACAAUGUAUCAUUUGAUUCACUUUUUACUGCAGUGAAGAAUUUUACAGAAAUUGCUUCUAAGUUCCAUAAGAGACUCCAAGACUUGGACACAAGCAACCCAAUGCUAAUGAGAAUUAUGAAUGAUCAACUAAUGUUUCUGGAAAGAGCAUUUAUUGAUCCUUUAGGGUUACCAGACAGGCCUUUCUACAGGCAUGUCAUCUAUGCUCCAAGCAGCAACAACAAGUAUGCAGGGGAGUCAUUCCCAGGAAUUUAUGAUGCUCUGUUUGUUAUUGAAAGCAAAGCGGACCCUUCCAAGGCCUGGGGAGAAGUGAAGAGACAGAUUGCUAUUGCAGCUUUCACAGUACAGGCUGCAGCAGGGACUCUUAGAGAAGUAGCCUGAGAGGGUUCGUUUGAGAACCCAUACUGAGUUGAUGAAUUACUCUGAAAGAAUCAUCCUGGGCAUACUGAUAGACUAAAAAAAAAAUUGGUUAUAUGUAUAUUACAUUAAUAUAU
Trichechus manatus latirostris (Florida manatee) is the source of this 2371-nucleotide messenger RNA. It is a transcript of the gene FOLH1, whose product is annotated as folate hydrolase 1. The coding region runs from base 6 to 2258 and encodes 750 amino acids. Gene Ontology annotation, molecular function: carboxypeptidase activity. The transcript has 19 exons. The record is from RefSeq and is a predicted model, not a curated record. NCBI's taxonomy places the organism in Eukaryota, Metazoa, Chordata, Mammalia, Sirenia, Trichechidae. Gene Ontology annotation, cellular component: plasma membrane.